Messenger RNA from Paralichthys olivaceus (Japanese flounder), 3468 nucleotides. It is a transcript of the gene trim55b, whose product is annotated as tripartite motif containing 55b. The record is from RefSeq and is a predicted model, not a curated record. Gene Ontology annotation, biological process: protein ubiquitination. Gene Ontology annotation, molecular function: ubiquitin protein ligase activity; zinc ion binding. Lineage: Eukaryota; Metazoa; Chordata; Actinopteri; Pleuronectiformes; Paralichthyidae. Gene Ontology annotation, cellular component: cytoplasm.
AUGGCAACCUUUGACGUGACAGCAAUAGCUUCUAUAAACAGAAGUGACAGCAGCGAGAUAGGAGCCCCACACCCCGAGAGACGAGAGCAGGCAGCAGGGCCUCAGCCUGACCCUGGGCCUACUGCAGCACACAGGACUAUUGGCUAACUUUAGCAGCUUUGUGUAAUUCGGUUUUUGCCACCCUCCCGAGCCUCGAUCAUUGUGGUUGGUCACAACAUGAACACCAUGGAGAACUUGGAGAAGCAGCUGAUUUGUCCCAUAUGCCUGGAAAUGUUUACAAAGCCUGUGGUCAUCCUACCGUGUCAACACAACCUCUGCAGGAAAUGUGCCAACGAUGUCUUCCAGGCAUCAAACCCAUACCUUCCAACAAGAAGUGGCUCGUUGACGUCAGGUGGCCGCUUCCGAUGCCCGUCCUGCCGGCACGAGGUGGUUCUGGACAGGCACGGAGUUUACGGGCUACAGAGGAACCUGCUUGUCGAGAAUAUUAUUGAUAUGUUCAAGCAGGAGUCAAGCAGCAGCAGCAAGCCAGCGCAGGAGAGGUCGGAAGAAUCACCCAUGUGCGAUGUCCACAAGGAAGAGAAGAUCAAUAUUUACUGUGUGACCCACGGUGUGCCCACAUGCUCCAUGUGUAAGGUGUUCGGAGCUCACAAAGACUGUGAGGUGGCACCCAUCAGCAGCAUUUACCAGACUAAGAAGACAGAGCUGAGUGACGGGAUCACCAUGAUGGUUGGGAACAAUGACAGGAUCCAAGGAAUUAUCAGUCAGCUAGAGGAAGCCUGUCGUGUCGUAGAGGAGAACGGACGGAGGCAGAAGACUCUGGUUUGCGAGAAGUUUGAUCAGUUAUACUCCGUCCUGGAGGAGAAGAAGAGGGAGAUGAGUCAAAAGGUAACAGCUGAACAGGAUGAGAAGGUGAGCUAUAUCCAGAGCCUGACCAGGAAGUACGGAGACCACCUGGAGGAGAGCUGUAAGAUUGUGGAGAUGGGGAUCCAGAACAUGGAGGAGGCAGAGAUGGCCUUAUUCCUGCAGAGCACAAAGCCUCUCCUCAAAAAGAUUGCAGAAGCAUCCAGCACGGCACACUUGGAUAAAGUUGAGCGCGGCUAUGACAAUAUGGAUCACUACAGCGUCGAGUUCAAGAGGGAGGCGAAGGCCCUGCGCAGCAUCGACUUCAUCCAAGAUGAGGACGACGAGGACGAUCUGGAAGAGGACGGAGAAGCAGGCGUAGAGGAAGGAGACGGGGCCCAGACUGUUUCUGGAGGCAGCGCCGUCACAGCCGCCUCCGGCCAGUCUCCUCCUCCUCAGCAGAUAAACCCCUCGCCCACCGUGGCGAUGAGCCCUGCUUCGAAUUAGCCGUCCAGCCCAGACAGCACCCAAACCAAGAGCUGGAUAAGUGUCUGUCUUAGAUGUUGGUCUCAGGCCAGUUGUGAUCCUUCUCCUUCCAGAUUGGGGGAACAGUGAGAUGGAUUAAGAUCCGUGCCAAAGGGAAAAUCUGAGUCUCUGAGGUAGACGUAAAAGAAGAGACAGAGGUUUCUAUUCUCCACUUUAUCUCUUGCUGUGAUUGUUUGAGCUUGCAUCAUUUCCUAUGGACUGAUUUUUUUCUUGUUCUUAUUUAAAACAAGUUUUGCUUCUUCCUUUUCAUUUUGGACAUACUCAAUGACAGACAGGAGUAAGUUUGGUUAUGUCCAGAAUUCAAACAUGAUCAUACGUUUCAUUUUCAUGAAUCUGACCUUUUCCGACCCACAGCUAAAACUACAUCAUUAGACAGCAACCAGAACCAGGCGGCCUUAGGUUUUCCUCCCUGUCGUAUACUUUAUGACUUAAUUAUUAGGGUUUCCUGCAUACAAAACUAUCACUGUGACAUUUCAGUAUUUCACAUACACAAAACGGCCUGUAUUAUUAGUCGUGUAACACAGGUAUAUUUUCCGAUUAUAUUUUAUGUGUCAUUAAAACUAAAUUGUACAAACAAGUAGAGCUCCAAUCUUCAGUUACAUCUUAUUUCCACUCCCAUCCUCUCUGUGCUCAUGUGUACAGGGAAAAGACUUCUUUUUCUCCAUCCCUUUAUCUAUUUCUCACACUCUUUUCCAUUUAGUUCUGAUGAAGGAAAUCCAGCGAGCAAAGGCAUUAGUGCUCUUUUUAUAGCUGGUUCAGACAGUUAUAAGAUCCCUGUGUACUGUAUGGUCCUGUUACCAUCCCUGCCCACAACCUACUGUACAUAGGAGGCUGCAGUGAGCCUCCAGCCAUCAGUUGUCCAUUCGCUGCCUUGCGAUGGUCCCACCUUGCUGUGACUCCCCAGCAAGUCUGCCACGGAGUCCCAUCUAAUUAUUGUUCACCAUCUCUCACUGAGUUGGAUCCUUUACAAAUGGGCUCAAUGCAGCGCUAAGCCCCAAGUUGCUAAGUGGGCAAAACAGAAUAGGAUGACUCACAUCUAUAACUCUUGUUUAGUUUUCCCUGACACCAUGGGUCAAGGAUCAAAACAGCACACGCACGCACACACACACACACACACACACACACACACACACGCACACACGCAUCUUUCACACUCAUUAGCUAUCAGUGGUGCAUCUUUGAGCUGUCUGUUGUUGCCUCUUACUGGCAUAAUGAGAAAUGUCUCUUGAGGAUUAAGGGUUUAGGAGAAAGGAUGCUGUGCUCUUCACCUGCAUGGCCGCGGGCGCUCUCUCACAGCAUCCUUUGGUUAAAUGUUUUGUUUUUUCAGCUCUUUUUGUGUCUGUGUGAUGGAGAGGAGGCAUGGUGUUAGCCCACGACUUGGCUGCAGAUCAAUGCCAUGGUAACACCAUGUAAGAUUUUUGUAUUCAGUCAGAAAAAAGAACCUUUGUCAAUCAAUAUCUGUGUAGGCAAGUCUCAAGAUACAGUGGCCAUUUGUGCUCUUUCCAACCAAGCGUUUGCUUUGCAGUAAACAUUUAUUCUUCAAUGUAAGAUUACAAAUUUAUGUAUCAAUAAACAAUAUGAGAGUCAAAUUAGAGAUUUAAGUAAGUGGGAAUAGUUUGUUUUCUUUUUUAGUUACUAUUAACUCACUUGUAAGGAUGUGCACAGAGAGGUGUAAGCAGUGCUUUUAAUUUUUUAUUAAAAAAUAUAGAUAUAAGACGUUCUCUUGCACAACAGAAAAUGACUGGUUGCACAUAAGUUUAUUAACAAACAUAAAUAUCAUAAAUACAGUGAUCCAUAAUCUAAAACAAAAUGCCAAUUUUGCCAAUGCAGUAUUCCAUGUCUCAAACAGAAGUGUUUCAUCUCAGAUAUGGAGACCGGUGCGAUUCUACAGAUUUGACACCAACAUUAAAAUGGAAGGGUACAAUCAGAUCAUUAUGGGUCAAGCCCGUUUAUGCUCCAUAGUUUGAGGUUAAAGCUAUAAAUAAUAGAGUGAUACAGCAGCACUAUUUUGUACAGAGCAUGUUUUGUGCUGAUGGCAAAAACGCAAGAAAAGAAGAAAUAAAAAGAAAAAAAGAAAAGAAA